AUGUCAAAGGAAAAUGUGUCCCAUCUUGAGAAGUCGGCGCCGACAUCGGCCGUCACGGACCUCAGCGCCGAGGACCAGGCGUUCUUAGACUCCGUGUCUGCGAAACAAGAGGCCAAGAUAUAUCAAAAGCUCGAUUGGCGCCUGGUCCCGGCGUUGAGCAUUCUGUACUUACUGGCCAUCAUUGACCGGGCCAAUAUUGGAAAUGCAAAGAUUGAAGGACUAGAGAAGAGUUUGGGGAUGAGUGGCACAGAUUACAAUGUUGCUCUGGCGCUCUUCUUCAUCUCCUAUGUCAUCUUCGACAUACCAAGCAACUACAUUCUCAGCAAAUUCAAGAAGCCCUCCAUAUAUAUCGGAUCCCUGGUCAUAUGCUGGGGAAUCGUUAUGACUUUCACGGGAGUCGUUCGCAACUUCGGUGGACUUUGCGCCACGAGGUUCCUCCUCGGCGUUUUUGAGGCCGGGUUCUUUCCGGGGGCAAACUACAUUGUCGGACAGUGGUACCCGCCACACAAGACACAGACCCGAAUCGCCAUCUUCUACACGGCCAGCGCUGCGUCGGGUGCUUUCUCUGGCUUGCUGGCGUACCUCAUCGCCAAGAUGAACGGUGCUGGCGGCUACGAGGGAUGGAGGUGGAUUUUCAUUCUCGAAGGCAUCGCCUCCGUCGUCGCCGGCUUUGCCAGUCUGUUCCUGCUUCCGGACUCGCCCGCCCUCUCCCACAAGUGGUUGGCGCCAGACGAGAUCCGGUUCCUGGAGCUCAACCACAUCAAGUAUCGCGGACGAUCCGCAGGAACGAGCCACAAGGUGGAGGCGCAGACGCUGUGGAAGGUCAUCAAGGACUGGCAGCUCUACUUCCUGGGGAUGGUGUUCAUGUCCAAUACCGUGCCCAACUAUGCCUUGAAGUUUACGAUGCCCCAAAUCAUCCAGAACAUGGGUUUCACGUCGUCAAACGCCCAACUGCUGACCAUUCCUCCGUACACCGUGGGCGCAAUCUCGGGCCUCGUGGCUUCACUGUUCGCCGACCGACUUAAGUGGCGCAUGCCAUUCCUCGUCGGCGCGCAGGUCACACUCAUUGUCGCGUAUGCAAUACUUGUCGCCAAGGCGGAGCACAUCAAGAGCAACGUCCCGCUCUGUUACUUUGCUGUACAUCUCGCGUGCGCCGGGCUGUACCCCAUUCCCCCCGGUGUCAGUGCUUGGACCGUCAACAAUCUUGGGCCGCAGAAGAGAGCCAUGGGGGUCGGGCUCAUGGUCAUGAUUGGCAGUGUUGGAGGCGUGAUUGGGAGCUUCAUCUACCUGGAUCGCGAGAAGCCCAAGUACCCGACAGGGUUCGGCACGUCCUUGGCGAUUGCGGGCGCCGGGGUGGUCUCUUCCUUGAUCUUGGAGGUGACAUAUUGGCGUAUAAAUAAGCGCAGGGCGAAGACGAGUGAGGAUGAAGUCCGGGCGAAAUACUCUGCUGAGGAACUGGAGCAGAUGGAUGACCGCUCGCCGUUAUUUAGGUACAAUCUAUAG
Messenger RNA from Purpureocillium lilacinum, 1503 nucleotides. RefSeq lists its product as uncharacterized. The record is from RefSeq and is a predicted model, not a curated record. Gene Ontology annotation, biological process: transmembrane transport. Gene Ontology annotation, molecular function: transmembrane transporter activity. Lineage: Eukaryota; Fungi; Ascomycota; Sordariomycetes; Hypocreales; Ophiocordycipitaceae. Gene Ontology annotation, cellular component: membrane.